GGUCUGGUCUGAACAGAGGACCAAAUUGCAAGCCAAACUCCCAAUUCCUCUCUCUCUCUCUCUCUCUCUCUCUACAAACCCAGAAGAAACUUUCUCUCUCUAUUCAAUCUGCGAUCGGAUUCGAUUCGCCUUGAAUUUUCGUGUCCGAUUGAGACAGUCUCGCCGGUCCUUCGUUGAUGGUCCGAUCACACAGCUUUUCUCCGGCGAGGUAAGGAUUCGAUGUUCUUGAUUUUUCCUGAAAAAUUUAGGGUUUUUUUUUUGUUUUGGUUCAGAUCUGGUAAUGUUUGUUUGGGAGGAGAUUAUGGGUUUUUGAUGGUCAAUUCAGGGGUCAAAAUUGUGUUGAUUUGAUUGAAAUUUUGGGGGGUUUGAUUAGGUCUAUUGAUUGAUAUGGAAGAGAGGGUGAGAUCUGGUGGGGGUUUGGUGAAGAAGAAGAAUUCUUCGGGUUGUUUGAUCAUAAAGAAGAGAGGGGUUGGUGUUGGGUCUUCAGGGUCAAGAAAGGUUUUUGAAUCGAAUAAGGAGAGAAAAAGGCCGCGUUUGGUUGUCAGUGAAUCAGAGUCGAGUGAUUCGGAGUCGUUAGAGCCAAUUCGGAGGAAAGUUGUCUCUGGAGCUGAUAAAUUUCAUAAUGGUUCAGCCGUGUAUCGAAAAGACAUUGUAGAAGAUAGCAAACUUGGUAGGAAUGGUGAAAUUGAGAGUGAUAAGAAGAGAAGGUUAGAUGUGUUUGAGUUCGAUGAAUAUGAUGGAAUUGAUGGAAAGAGGAUGAGGAUGGAUUUUUCGCAGGAUAGGUUUAAGCUUACAGGACGGGGUGGGAGUGAGAGGGAAUUUGAAACUGGGUCUAGUAGACAUGUCAUGAUUGAUAAGGGAAAGAAUUCUCAUGUUGAUAGUAGAAGUAACUCGUCGGGAAGGACUGGUAAGAGUAGGUACGAGACAGAGGAUGAUGAAGCUCAUUUACCCAUUUCGUCUUUGAAACAGAAGUUUCGUGUAUCGUCUGAUGAGCCUAUCAGGUUGCAGGGGAAAAACGGUGUUUUGAAGGUGAUGGUAAACAAAAAGAAGAAAAUGGAUCUGCCCCACAAAUUCACUGAUCAUAAAUUGGAAAUUGGAGAUAGAAAGGGUUCUAAGUCUGAAAAUGCUAUCAAGAAGAAUGUAUCUGCCAGACCUUCAUUUUACUCGGAUUCAAAACGUCCUGAUAAAGCAAUGUCAUUUGUUAAGACAGAGAAGAGUGAGCUAAAACUGCAAAAUUCAUUGUCUAAGAGUGCUAAGGCUGGCAAUUCAGAAACAAAGGAUUGUGAUGCAUCAUUGAAGCUGGGAUCAACAAGUGUGCAAGCUCAUACCUCUUUGAAAGGGGUAAAAAGUGAAGGGAAAGCUCCAUCAGCUCAAAAGGUCACUCCUGUUAGAGGGAAAGAAGUUAAAAUUAACCGUGGUAGUGGCACAGAAAAGCAAUUGCUGCGUGAGAAGAUAAGGGAUAUGCUUGUGAAAGCUGGCUGGACGAUUGAUUAUAGACCUAGAAGGAACAGAGACUACUUAGAUGCAGUGUACAUUAGUCCCUCAGGAACAGCAUAUUGGUCAAUUAUUAAGGCUUACGAUGCGCUUCAAAAGCAAUUGGAUGAAGAAGAUGUUGACAUAAAACCUAGUGGGGACUGCUCUUCUUUUACUCCGUUACCAGAGGAGAUGCUUAGUAAAUUAACUAGGCAAACCAGGAAGAAGAUUGAGAAGGAAAUGAAGUUGAAGCGAAGAGAUCACGGUAGAAGUAAGAAAGUUAAAAAAGUUUCAAGGGAAGAGUCUUCAGAAGGCACGGACGGUGAAAAUGAUGAUGACAAACUAAGUUUCUUCAUGAAGCAGAAUGGCAAGCCACCAAAAGGGAGAUCUUAUGCGAGUGGAGAUGAUUCAAGUGGUAAUUUAAACAAGGGAUCACCCAAGCAAGACAAGGCUGAAAAACCAUCCUCUGCGACCAAUUUUCAUAUGAUUCAAGGAAGAAAAAGUCGAAAAAUUGGCAGAUGUACCUUGUUGGUUCGCAGUUCUGACAAGGGGCUGAAUUCGGAGAGUGACGGAUGUGUUCCAUAUACGGGAAAAAGAACCCUGCUUUCAUGGCUAAUUGACUCUGGAACGGUGCAGUUAAGUGAAAAAGUGCAGUACAUGAACCGUAGACGAACACGGGUAAUACUAGAGGGUUGGAUUACAAGAGAUGGUGUACAUUGUGGUUGCUGUAGCAAAAUCCUCACAGUUUCAAAGUUUGAGAUUCAUGCUGGAAGCAAACUGCGUCAGCCAUUCCAAAACAUAUUUUUGGAGUCUGGGGUUUCCCUUUUGCAAUGUCAGAUAGAUGCAUGGAAUAGACAAGACGAGUCCGAACGCUUUGGUUUUCACACUGUGGACACUGAUGGCGAUGAUCCAAAUGAUGAUACUUGUGGCCUCUGCGGUGAUGGUGGGGAUUUGAUUUGUUGUGAUGGUUGUCCAUCAACAUUUCAUCAGAGCUGCUUAGAUAUAGAGAUGCUUCCGCCAGGUGAUUGGCACUGCCCCAACUGUACGUGCAAAUUUUGCGGGAUUGCCGGUGAGAUUAGUGCCCAGGGAAAUUAUACAACUGUCAGUGCGCUUCUCACAUGCAGCCUGUGUGAGAAAAAAUAUCAUGAAUCCUGCAGCCAGGAGAUAGGUGCUUUACCUGCUGAUACAAAUGGUGCAUCAACUUCCUUUUGUGGGCAGAAGUGCCGAGAGCUCUUUGACCACUUACAGAAGCUUCUUGGGGUCAAACAUGAAUUGGAAGCGGGAUUCUCAUGGUCUCUAAUUCAUCGAACUGAUCUGGACACAGAUGCAUCACACCGUGGGUAUUCACAGAGGGUGGAAUGCAAUUCUAAGCUAGCUGUCGCACUCUCUGUUAUGGAUGAGUGCUUUUUGCCUAUUGUUGACAGGAGGAGUGGGGUCAAUUUGAUCCAUAAUGUUGUCUAUAAUUGUGGAUCAAACUUCAGUCGGCUGAACUAUACUGGCUUCUAUACUGUCAUUUUGGAGAGGGGUGAUGAAAUCAUUGCUGCUGCAUCCAUCAGGAUCCAUGGGACCCAACUAGCAGAGAUGCCAUUCAUUGGGACACGCCAUAUAUAUAGGCGCCAAGGGAUGUGCCGUCGGCUUUUUUGCGCCAUUGAAUCGGCCCUCGGCUCUCUGAAAGUUGAGAAAUUGAUUAUUCCUGCCAUUGCUGAGCACAUGCAUACAUGGACUGUAGUUUUUGGCUUCUAUCCACUUGAGGAGUCACAAAAGCAAGAGAUGCGGUCCGUGAAUAUGUUGGUGUUUCCUGGUACGGAUAUGUUACAGAAGCUGUUAGGGGAACUAAAAACCACCGAGGGAAAAGUUACUGCUAACUCAGAUGCAAAGCCUGUUCCAAUCAAAGAGGAUCAUCAUCUUAUGCCUGAUUUAACAAAAAAAGAUGAUGUGGAUUCCUCUGUUGGGCAUGAUCUCAACAUUCGUGACGGUGCCGGUUUGCACAAUGCUGACAAGACAGAUGACAAAGCUGCUGCUGUAGAUUCUAGUUUGCAAGCCCCAGCUGUUCCCUCAAACGACAAUGCACUGUUGGAUAGUUCUUUGAAUGUUCCUUCUGAACCUAAACUUGAUGUCUUGAGUGAGUCUCAGUCAGUAAAAGAGUCAACUGAUGAGGAAAAUCCUGCUGGUUUGCACAAUGCUGAUGAGACAGAUGACAAAGCUGCUGCUGUAGAUUCUGGUUUGCAAGCCCCAGCUCUUCCCUUACAUGACAGUGUACGGUUGGAUAUUUCUUUGGAUGUUCCUUCUGAACCUAAACUCAAUGUCUUGAGUGAGUCUCAGCCAGUAAAAGAGUCCAGUGAUGAGGAAAAUCCUGUAUUAGAUCCUUCUGUUAAAGGUAAUUCUUCGGAGGAAGGGGUUGUCAAUACCGUUCAAGAAGCAAAUGUCGAAGUUGCUGUAAUUGAACCCGUUCUUGAUUUAUUUGGUGAAAGUUCGGUUAUUAAUACUGCUGAGGAAAUCAAGGGAGAUCAAAAUCCUCUUUGUGCUUGUGCUAUUAAUGGAACUGAUGAGGAUACGAAGCAAUCCAACUCUGAAUUGAGUCCUCAACCUGCAGAAGGUAACAUCGAGUCUAAUGCCGAGGGUUAUAAGCACGAUGCUCAUCAUGCAAAGGUGAAAGUUUCUUGUGCCGAGCCCAGUCUGGAUUCUUUGGGUGAAAUUUCUGCACAGAAUACUACAGAAAAAAUCAGUGAAAACCAUGAUCCGGUUCCUGUAUCUUCUCUUCAUGGUACUGAUGACUGUAUUGCAUCUGAUUUGAAUCAGCUGGAUAGACUUGGAAUUGAAAGCAAAUUAAAUGUGGCUUUACAAGUCAAUAAUAUUGAGUCUUCUGCAGUGAGUACUCAUGAAGUUAAUGGCAAAGUUGCUAAUGUUGAACCUGGUCUUGAUUGUUUUGGUGAAAUUUCUGCCCAGAAUAAAGACAUUAAUGAAGAUCAGGAUCAUGCUGCUGUUUCUAUGCUUAAUGGUUCUGAUGAGAGUGCCAUGCAACUCGAUUCUGAUUUGAACAAGCAGAGUGCCCUUGAGGUGGAAAGCAACUCACAUGCAGCUUCAGAAGUGGUGUCUGAUGAAGAAGUUGCUCUAGUUGGAAGAAAUAUUCUUCCUAGUGCAGAGGACGAUGUGGGUAAAGAGGCUCAUGAGAUGGUACCAUUAAAAUGCCAUAAUUCAGAGGGAAACAAACGUGACAUGUUAAAUAUAAAAUUCGGGGUUCUGGUCCAAGACAGUGCACAACAACAUUUCUCUUUUCCAGAAGGUUUGAAGAGGUUCGAAUGUGUCCUCGCUGUGGUUUACAUAAAGUCAAAGGUGAAGUUCCCUGCCUUGUAAUGUUAUACCUGGAGGUUAGUUAAACUGUUCUGUGACGUGUGUUGAGUUUGGUAGAUGGAUACUCUGCUAAUUAGCUUUCUUGUGUACAUAUAGUUAGAUUUUGAGUCUUCAUUUUCUGAGUUUGAAGGUCUUGUAAUGUGUCAUUUGUUUAUGGUAAUUUGGGUGUUUCACAUAACAGAGGGAAUGAAAUUCUUGGAUAGGUCCUUCCUUUGUAGGUCCUGGAACUCCCACCAUUAUUCAUGUAAGUUUUAGUUGUUGCAGAUGCUGAUUUUACAGGGAACGAGUAUAAAUUAUUCUCUUUAUGUUGCUCUUCUUUUCCUUUUUUUGGGGAACUUAGUUAGGUGCCAUUUGCAGUGUUUAUGUUGAGUACAAAUGUGCAAAGCUUAGCUUUCUUGUGUGAUGAAUGAUUAUCAUGACAAUGGUGAAUGGAAUAAAGUUUUGACAAUGCAUUUGAUGAGAAA
This is a messenger RNA of Camellia sinensis, 5288 nucleotides long. RefSeq names its product Acyl-CoA N-acyltransferase with RING/FYVE/PHD-type zinc finger protein. The record is from RefSeq and is a predicted model, not a curated record. Gene Ontology annotation, biological process: regulation of transcription by RNA polymerase II; negative regulation of DNA-templated transcription. Gene Ontology annotation, cellular component: nucleus. NCBI's taxonomy places the organism in Eukaryota, Viridiplantae, Streptophyta, Magnoliopsida, Ericales, Theaceae. Gene Ontology annotation, molecular function: transcription corepressor activity.